CGCUUGACAUUUGUUUUUUCGAGGAUUUUGUUAAGUUGGACAGUCGACAAUAAUAACUGAUUGGUUGGUAUUGGAUUGUAUUGUAUUGUAUAUAUUGUAAGCCGUGCGAGUGAGUGAGGAAGUUAUCAUCGGGUACAACAGGAUGCCGUGGUACUGGCGCUUGUGGGGCGCUCUGUUGUGCGCGUACGCCGUGCUAGCGCAGCGUGACAACGAGGGACUGCUCCCGCGCGGCUCGCGCGUGCGCGUGAGCGAGCCGCCCAAGAGCGACGAGCCAAGCUGCGACCAGCUCAAGGCCAUGUGGAGAUUUUCGAAGCGGCAAGCGCGGGCGCCGGAGAUCAUGAACGAAGUCAAUUCGUACCGCGACCCGCUCAUGUACAACGAGUGGCCCGCAUACACAGCUCUCCCAAGGGCGGCGCCGAGGUUCAGAUACCAGUACCCGUCAGUGCCCCGUGAGGCGUUCGGCCGAGUUGUCACCAAAGCGCCGCCGAACGUCGUCCGCACGCCCGACUACGAUGAGAUGUUCGGGAUGCUCAACGUGCCACACACCUCAGGGAAGAUCCUGCGGUACCCGGGCCCGUCGCGGCCCCGGGGACCCACAUUCAUGGUACCACCGCAGAGAGAUAGGUUCGAGGCCCUGAAGAAGCUGAUCAGACAAGAGCACGUGCGCGAGCUGCAGAGGAAAUACGAGACGGAACAGAAACAGAGGGAGCUGGCUACGGGGCGCAGCAGCAAUGACGAGUACCCGUACUAUUACGGCGAGCAGGAGCAACGCGGACUGCAGAAUCUGCAGGCGGAGUACGGAGACGAUCCCAGCACCAGGCACAACAAGAAACCGCAAGCCGGCAGCCGCCAGGUGUCGCAGUUCUCGCGCUACUCGGACGUGAUGCUGCCCCCCGCGCGCCGCUCCUACCACCCCUACGUGCCCCUGGACUAUGUGCCCCUUCCCUACGCGUACUGAACUUCUAGCACGCUCUAGAACUCCACAUUCCACGGGGGCUCCCCGCAACGUACAACACUCGGGCUUUAACUCUUUCCCAUAUCAGGAGCAUAUCUUCGCCGCUUCGCGAGCUUGUCUAGCUAACCCGCAAUAUUUUUAUAUUUAUAAAUACCGUUGCGAUGUAGA
Cydia amplana is the source of this 1123-nucleotide messenger RNA. RefSeq lists its product as uncharacterized. The record is from RefSeq and is a predicted model, not a curated record. The transcript has 8 exons. The coding region runs from base 143 to 958 and encodes 271 amino acids. NCBI's taxonomy places the organism in Eukaryota, Metazoa, Arthropoda, Insecta, Lepidoptera, Tortricidae.